AAUCACCAUUAGCAGCAGUGGUAAACACUACGGUAAUCUCCAAUUGAAUACUCCAAAAAAUUCUCCAAAUUCAAUCUCCUCAUAAUUUUCCGGAUUCCACAAAGCCUCUUCCCCUCUGAAACUACACCCUAUAAUCCCUGCUGCAUCACUUGUACCAACUGCCAAACACGAUCCAUUUCUAUUCUCGAUCCCACAUUUUCUCAUCGCACCAUAAACCUCUGCUCGGUAGGUACGGCUGUGGAAAAUGCAAGCUUCAAUAUACGCAGCUGCGGCAGGAGUAGGGGCGAAGGGGAGUGUAGGCUGCGUUGGCGUUCCCCGGCGUGGACGUAGUAGUAGGAGUAGUAGGGCGUUAGCAGCUGGUUUUGGAGAGUUGAGGAGUAGGAGGACUACUGAUUCUAGAAAUCUAAGUCUCUGCAUGUCGGCUGAAAGGAGCAGCCGCAGCUGCUUCGGUUUACGAUUGGACUCGGUUUCUAUGGGAAUCGAGCUCGGCCGCGUCGGACCGUCGUCGGUCAAGUCCAGAUCAGUCUAUGCCCAGGCUUCUACUGGAGGAGAUAUUGAGGAUAUUGAGCCUGCCAAAAUCCAGAAGAGAUCGUCUGGUUCAGUCUUGCCAUAUGUGGGGGUUGCUUGUUUGGGAGCCAUUCUGUUUGGAUAUCAUCUAGGGGUGGUUAAUGGUGCCCUGGAGUACCUUGCAAAGGAUCUUGGGAUUUCUGAGAACACUGUGUUGCAAGGAUGGGUGGUUAGCACUCUACUUGCUGGUGCAACUGUUGGUUCAUUUACUGGGGGUGCUUUGGCUGAUAAAUUUGGUCGAACCAAAACAUUUGUCUUGGAUGCCAUUCCACUUGCUGUUGGAGCAUUUCUUUGUACAACAGCCCAGAAUGUGCAGACAAUGAUAGUUGGGCGGUUGCUGGCUGGCAUUGGUAUUGGCAUCUCAUCUGCUAUUGUGCCACUUUACAUAUCUGAGAUUUCACCAACUGAAAUUCGUGGGACGCUUGGAUCUGUUAACCAGCUAUUUAUUUGUAUCGGGAUUCUAGCAGCACUGGUAGCUGGGUUGCCCUUGGCAGGAAAUCCUUUAUGGUGGCGAACAAUGUUUGGCAUUGCUUUUAUUCCAUCCAUUCUGUUGGCACUGGGAAUGGUUUUUUCUCCUGAGAGCCCUAGGUGGCUUUUCCAGCAAGGGAAAAUAGCUGAGGCUGAAAUGUCAAUAAAGAGGCUAUUUGGAAAGGAAAGAGUUGUUGAAGUCAUGGAUGACUUGAAAGCAGCUGCUCGAGGUUCUUCAGAACCCGAAGCUGGUUGGUUUGAUCUUUUUAGUAGCCGGUACUGGAAAGUUGUCAGUGUUGGGGCUGCUCUCUUUUUGUUCCAGCAGUUGGCUGGUAUAAAUGCUGUUGUUUAUUAUUCAACUUCGGUUUUUCGGAGUGCUGGAAUUCAAUCUGAUGUUGCGGCCAGCGCUCUUGUUGGAGCUUCAAAUGUCCUUGGUACAACUGUUGCAUCAUCAUUGAUGGACAAACAAGGAAGGAAAAGUCUUUUGCUUUUAAGCUUUGCUGGAAUGGCUACUUCCAUGGUGCUACUGUCGCUGUCCUUUACGUGGAGUGUUCUGGCUCCAUAUUCAGGCACUCUUGCUGUAAUUGGUACAGUUCUUUAUGUGUUGUCCUUUUCACUUGGUGCUGGUCCUGUUCCUGCGCUUCUACUGCCUGAAAUAUUUGCCUCUCGAAUUAGAGCAAAAGCAGUUGCAUUGUCGUUGGGCAUGCAUUGGAUCUCGAACUUUGUCAUAGGCCUCUACUUCUUGAGCUUUGUCAACAAGUACGGGAUCAGUAAAGUCUACCUGGGAUUUGCAUCUAUAUGUCUUCUAGCAGUUUUGUACAUAGCUGGUAAUGUUGUCGAGACAAAAGGGCGGUCGCUCGAGGAGAUAGAGCGUGCACUUAACCCUGCAGUUUGAGACCUGUGAUGGAUAAACUUCUCUAGCCUCUUCAACCUUGCGGGCUUGAUCAGAAUAUUUUCUCCACAGAGUUUUUGCUGAGUGGGCAUUGUACUGCCUACAAUCUAGCUUGUCGUUUGGUUUCUGUAAUUAGUGCGGGGUACUGACUUAACAGUCAUCUGUGAUUUGCGUUUGCAACACCAUCGGGAUUGAUGUGAAGAGCACCGGUGACUUUGCCACUGGGCUCUAAAAUCAUUUUUUCGAGUCUCGUGUCAAUGUGGGGAGAGCAUGGUUCUGUUGUAGGGUGAUUUGCAAAUAAAAAGUUGUAAAUAGGGGUGCAGGCUUUGAACGUCUCUGAUGCAAAUGAUGUACACCGUACUUUUCGUCCAUAUUCUCUUUGGAGCCUGAAACUUACAUGAUAGCAAACUAUUUCACGGGUGUA
Messenger RNA from Coffea eugenioides, 2351 nucleotides. RefSeq names its product plastidic glucose transporter 4. The record is from RefSeq and is a predicted model, not a curated record. Gene Ontology annotation, biological process: carbohydrate transport; transmembrane transport. The transcript has 14 exons. Bases 245 to 1930 code for a protein of 561 amino acids. Lineage: Eukaryota; Viridiplantae; Streptophyta; Magnoliopsida; Gentianales; Rubiaceae. Gene Ontology annotation, cellular component: membrane. Gene Ontology annotation, molecular function: carbohydrate:proton symporter activity.